Messenger RNA from Amphimedon queenslandica, 610 nucleotides. RefSeq names its product receptor-type tyrosine-protein phosphatase F-like. Gene Ontology annotation, biological process: protein dephosphorylation. The annotation marks the transcript as partial. NCBI's taxonomy places the organism in Eukaryota, Metazoa, Porifera, Demospongiae, Haplosclerida, Niphatidae. Gene Ontology annotation, molecular function: protein tyrosine phosphatase activity. The record is from RefSeq and is a predicted model, not a curated record. The transcript is spliced from 4 exons.
GAUCACGGAGUACCACAAUUUGCCACUUCGCUCAUUAGCUUCAUCAAGCGAGUACAAAAAGAUCACAACAAAGAUAAAGGCGUGCCACUCAUGGUCCACUGCAGUGCUGGUGUGGGUCGUACUGGCACCUUUAUCAUGCUGGAUAUAAUGAUGGACAGAUUGAAACAAGAGGAGUCCAUUAAUGUGUAUGAGGUACUGAGGCAGUUGAGAUCAAAGAGAAUGUACAUGGUUCAAACACAGGCCCAGUAUGUGUUCCUUCAUGAUGCUUUGGAUGAGUUGACCACUUGUGGUGAUACUUCGAUAAUUGGAUCCAACCUGAGAGCUCGUGUCAACAAAAUGCACAAGAUGAUUCCAGGAAAGAACAUAACUGGAUUCCAGGAGCAAUAUGAGUUAUUGGAUCAGGUUGGAUACAAACCCAGUGAAAUGAUGUACUCUGAUGGUACUACUACUGUUAAUGUACCCAAGAACAGAUACCCUGAAAUUGUACCAUUGAAUAUGCAUAGGCCAAGGCUUAGGCCUGAUGGUAGCAAUGGAUCUGAUUAUAUUAACGCAAGCUUUGUUGACGUAAGUACGGGAAUUUUGUAUUGAUUAGGUGUUUAUCUAAAUCUCU